AUGGCGGACUACGUGUAUGGCCCCGGGCGGAACCACCUGUUCGUGCCGGGCCCCGUGAACAUCCCGGACCCCGUGAUCCGCGCCAUGAACCGGCAGAACGAGGACUACCGCUCGCCGGCCAUCCCGGCGCUGACCAAGGUCCUCCUCGAGGACGUGAAGAAGAUCUUCAAGACGACCACGGGCACGCCCUUCCUGAUCCCGACGACGGGCACGGGCGCGUGGGAGAGCGCGCUGACCAACACGCUGUCCCCGGGGGACCGCAUCGUCUCCUUCCUCAUCGGGCAGUUCAGCCUGCUGUGGAUCGACCAGCAGCAGCGCCUGGGCUUCGACGUGGACGUUGUGGAGAGCGACUGGGGCCGCGGCGCCGACCUCGCCGCGCUGGAGCGGAAGCUCCGGCAGGACGCGACGCGCCACACCAUCAAGGCCGUGGCCAUCGUGCACAACGAGACCGCCACGGGCGUCACCAACGACCUCGCGGCCGUGCGCAGGCUUCUGGACGCGUACGCGCACCCGGCGCUGCUGCUGGUGGACGGCGUGUCGUCCAUCUGCGCGCUGGACUUCCGCAUGGACGAGUGGGGCGUCGACGUGGCGCUCACCGGGUCGCAGAAGGCGCUGUCGAUGCCGACCGGGAUGGGCAUCCUGCUCUAUGACCUCCACACCGCGCUUGACCUCAUCUUCGAGGAAGGGCUCGACAACGUCAUCAAGAGGCACAACCGCCUCGGCACAGCCACUAGGCUCGCCGUGGAGGCGUGGGGGCUCAAGAACUGCUGCCGGAAGGUGGAGUGUUUCAGCGACACGGUCACCGCUGUCGUCGUGCCGCCAUACAUCGACAGCGCCGAGAUCGUCAAGCACGCGUGGAAGCGGUACAACCUCAGCCUCGGCCUCGGCCUCAACAAGGACGCCGGGAAGGUCUUCAGGAUCGGCCAUCUUGGCAACCUCAACGAGCUGCAACUUCUGGGAUGCCUGAGCGGCGUGGAGAUGGUGCUCAAGGACGUGGGAUACCCGGUGAAGCUCGGUAGCGGCGUGGCGGCGCGGCGGCGUACCUCUCGAAUUCGACGCCUCUGA
Molecule: messenger RNA, 1065 nt
Organism: Miscanthus lutarioriparius
Lineage: Eukaryota; Viridiplantae; Streptophyta; Magnoliopsida; Poales; Poaceae
Source: the annotation of a GenBank genome assembly